This is a messenger RNA of Nerophis lumbriciformis (worm pipefish), 4887 nucleotides long. The record is from RefSeq and is a predicted model, not a curated record. NCBI's taxonomy places the organism in Eukaryota, Metazoa, Chordata, Actinopteri, Syngnathiformes, Syngnathidae.
AUGGAGGCGAUCGGUCAAAGUAAAACCAAGAAAUUAAAUAGCCACAGGACCAAGUCAGCAGGCUGGCCGCCCCCUUCAGGGACGUGGAGUACCUCGCAGGGACCCCCCAAUGGAUGGGACAUGGGCACCAAUAGAGAGGGGCGUGACUUCUACAUCAACCAAUUCAGCCAAAGCAGCUCCCUGGAAGAGGUUCGCCUAGAUGGAGACAAGUUUGUCCCACCAGCACCCCGAAAGGUGGAGAUGAGACGAGAUCCGGUUCUCGGUUUUGGCUUCGUGGCAGGCAGUGAAAAACCAGUAGUGGUUCGCUCAGUCACACCAGGGGGUCCAUCAGAAGGCAAGCUGAUCCCAGGAGACGAGAUCAUCAUGAUCAAUGAUGAACCAGUCAGUUCCGCACCCAGGGAGAGGGUUAUUGACCUUGUCAGGAGCUGCAAGGAGUCCAUAUUGUUGACAGUUGUUCAGCCCUACCCCUCGCCCAAGUCGGCAUUCAUCAGCGCAGCCAAAAAGGCCAAGUUAAAGACAAAUCCUGUGAAAGUCCGCUUUGCCGAAGAAGUCAUCAUCAACGGCCAGGUUCCUGAAACUGUGAAGGACAACUCGCUUCUUUUUAUGCCAAAUGUUCUCAAGGUCUACCUGGAGAAUGGUCAGACUAAAUCAUUUAAAUUUGACAGCAACACAUCUAUUAAGGAUGUCAUCUUAACACUGCAAGAGAAGCUAUCCAUUAAGAGCAUUGAACACUUCUCUCUGAUUUUGGAGCAUAGAGCUGAAGGAUCAGCCAGCAAGCUCAUGCUGCUCCAUGAGCAAGAGAUGCUAACUCAGGUGACAAAGAGGCCGGGGUCACAUAAAAUGAAAUGUUUUUUUCGCAUCACUUUCGUCCCAAAGGACCCAUUAGAGCUGCUUAGGAGAGACGCAACAGCAUUUGAGUAUCUCUAUGUCCAGAGCUGUAAUGAUGUGGUACUGGAACGAUUUGGGUCAGAGCUGAAAUAUGACACUGCCCUCCGUCUGGCCGCCCUGCAAAUGUAUAUACUAACCCUCAAUACCAAACAGUCCCAGAAAGUGUCCCUCAAAUAUAUUGAGAAGGAAUGGGGGCUGGCCUUGUUCCUGCCUCCUGCAGUGUUGUCCAGCAUGAAAGAGAAAAACAUCAAAAAAGCCCUCACUCACAUCCUCAAAACCAACCAGAAUUUGGUUCCACCUGGUAAAAAGCUGACCGCCUUGCAAGCUAAGGUCCAUUAUCUAAAGUAUCUCAGUGACUUGAGGCUCUAUGGUGGUCGGGUGUUUAAGUCUACACUUAUUCAAGGCGAGAAACACACUGAAGUGACCUUGUUGGUUGGGCCCAAAUAUGGCAUCAGCCAUGUGAUUAACACCAAAACAAACUUGGUGGCACUGCUGGCUGAUUUCAGCCAUGUCAAUCGUAUUGAGAUGUAUGCAGAAGAAGAAAACAAAGUGAGAGUGGAGCUCCAUGUUCUUGAUGUUAAGCCCAUCACUCUCUUAAUGGAGUCUGUUGAUGCAAUGAAUCUGGCCUGUCUGACCGCUGGGUACUACAGAUUACUGGUGGACUCUCGGCGCUCUAUCUUCAGUGUGGCCAAGAAGACAGACGGUUCUGACAUAAGCCAUGCAGCAAGGAUCAAGCAGAAUUACCAGGCAAUCGAGUGUACAUAUAGCACACCCCAGAAGGGAUAUGAAGACAAAAACAACCAGAGGUGCAGCCAGGAUUUUUCAGACCGGGAGUGUGAAUACCUUGACCACAGCAGAUGUGAAGGCCAACCAUCCUACAUGGCUGAGAUUCACCAGGCUCAGCAUGCGAUACGUCUGGUUGAAAGAGCAGAGUUCUGCAGGAUACCACCCACCCAAACAUACCUUAAUGUCCCACGAGCCAAAGGCCAAGAACCAUGUAGGAAUGCAAAGGUGUCUUUCAUAUUUGGAGAUCCUCCCUUGGACACUGUAAACCCUCAAAAUCUGGGUUACCAGAGACUAAUGGAUGACAGUUCCGAGAUUAUAGACAAUCACAGCCCAAUGUACAGGCGUCUUGAGGAGGACUACAAGAUGAUGGAUGCCCUAGAAGACGGUGAUGUGUACCAGUAUUCCACCAAAAUGUUUGAGGAGCCGCUUCUGCAUGAUAUCUGUUACGCAGAGACAACUGAUGACGCAGAGGAUGAAGAUGACAUUAGCUGCGAAGAGGACAUGGUGAUGAGUGACAUUGACAAGCCUACAUUGUUCUCCCUCUCAGGGUCCAGCGAUGACAUCAUUGAUUUGACCUCUCUCCCUCCCCCGCCGGAGUGUAACGACGAGGAGGAUAGUGACGUACUGCUGCACUCUCUUAACCUUGCAAUUGCCGCUCCUCCUCCUGGCUUCAGGGACAGCUCAGAUGAGGAGGAGCAGCAGGAGACUGGGAGUCAAGCCCAGGGGGGCUGCAAUGACAUCCCCGUGUCCCUCAUUGAUUCAGUACCGGCCCACAGAGCUCAAAAUCAGGGGGAACCCCUGGACGAGGCUGUUGUGUCAACUUUGCAGGCGCUCGAGGCCCUCGCUGCAUCUGAAGAACCCGCGCAACCUGAGAACAGCACAGGUGUCGAAAUAUCACGAGCAUUCAGUCCCGAGUCGUCCGACUCCGGCAAUGAGACAAACUCAUCCGAGAUGACUGAAAGUUCUGAACUGGCCUCCACCCAGAGACACUCAGACCACCACUUGAGGAUGCAUUUAGCUGUGGCAGAAGGUUACCAUGCCACAAAUGACGAAAAGACAGAAGGUCUUGGUGAUGGUGGAGCCGGAAAUACGCAGGAGCAAAUCGAGGAGCUAAAAUCCACGGCCACUGCCUCUUCACAGCUUUUUCACUCUGACGGUGGCGAGAUGGAGCCAGAGACAAUGGAAAUCAAAUCAGUCAGCGAAUACUUUACAAAGUUACACAUUGGCUCAGUUAUGAGCAAACACAAAGGAAAACAGGGCGAGUUAGAGAACCAAAUUCAAGGAGACACAUGUGAUUCGUCAGAAAGAUCCCACGUGACUUCCCAAGACCAAGCCAAAGAAGAGCCUCCGCAUCUUGUUGGGAGGUAUAAUACCUUCACGGUGAGAGAUUCCUAUUAUGUCAAUCAGCUGGAUCUAGGACGAACGCCCCUCAAAGACCGACAUCAAAAAUGGCUGCACAGAGCGCCAGCAAACAAAAUGGACGAGGCUCUCUCCCCCGAAUAUGUGAAUGAGUCACAGGCCUCCCACACAGACAGGUUGACAGUGAAAGGAGGAAAACAGGACUCUGAUGAAAGAAGCCAACCGUUAAAUGCCCAACUCCGCUCUCCUUCCAAAGGACCGGAGGGCAAUGAUACUUCACGGGAUGGUGAGCAGCAAAUUAAGGCGACGUCAUCAGAGCAAGAUGUCACAAGGCUAUACGAAUACCACUUGAGCAAGCGCAUGUCAUCCUUGCAAAGUGAGGGGGCUCAUUCUCUCCAAAGUUCACAGUGUUCCUCUAUAGAUGCCGGAUGUAGCACAGGUAGCAGCAGCUGUGUCACUCCAAUGGAUUCUCCUCUUUGUGUCACGGACAACACACAUGUUCUGUCCGAGUCUUCCCUGAAGGGGCUGAGUUAUGUAACAUGUGCUGAGGAUAAGGUCUAUGUUCCUUCAGGCCAAAAUAAAGAAGGGACGCAACUACGAAAGACCCAGGCAACGACCAGUUCUGACUCUGGGUUUGGAAGUAGCCGGGACAGUGGUCACAGAUUAUCAAAGAUAAAAGAAACCACAGCCUGCGCACAACAGCGGAUGCUUGAAGAAGAUACAUCUUUACCGCUCUGUCAUGAGACCAGUAACACCACCACAGUAAUGUCACCAUUGUUAUUAGCAAGCUGCACAGAGCCCAGUGGGCUAAAAUGGGCCGGUCCUGAGUCCAACCCACAUGCCCUGCCUUCCCCAUCCAGCGAAUUCUCACGUGACAUUGUCAAAGGCAGCCUCAGGAAGCCACGGAGGGUUCCAAUGCACAGGAGAAGCUGGAGUACAAUAGUGCCAAGCUCCAGGAGUUUUGAGGCAUUGUUAGAAAAGACCAAAGCCACGUUCACAGGCAAGAGCGCAGGUCAGAAAUUUGAGUCACAACAUCGCUCAAAAGCUCAGCGCAUACUUUAUGCCAAAACUGUCACCAAAAGUUUGUCACACGGUUCGGUCACCUUAAACUCAACGUGUGGGUGGCUGCCACAGUCAGCAACAGCACAGCUGGAUGCAGGUGCAUGGAGAUGGCGUAGGCCGGUCAAUUGCUGCUUCAUUUGGCGACAGAAAACAACAGAGCACGACGACCGAAAACCAUCCAAAACAGUGUCCUUUGUCAGCUCGAGCGGUGAUAAGCAAGGGUGCAAUAGAGCUGAGCAGAGCAACAUGGCCAAAAUGAGCCUGGAGGAAAGGUUAGCACAUGUAAAUUCAAUGAAGGGCAAAACCUACAGCCUUCGCACAGGGUUUGCGCUCGCACGGACAGACGCCUUAGAGAUGGUGAGCUUGCUGCGGUCAGGGUACACAUCUCGAGGUAAAAACACUGAGGCCUGCGACACCAACACGGAAAACUCUCAGCUGCUCAUCACGCAGGCUAAAGCACUAAGCGGCGCCUGCACUCAAAUGGCCGCAGAAUAUGGAAGCCCGGAGGAGUUGCUGCUCACACUGACCCACAGUUUCCACACACUCUGCUGCCUCACACAGGCCUGCAUGUCCCUCGCGGAAGGCCUGCGCAGCGACACGGAGCGACACAAAGUAGUAGCCAAGGUGGAUGAGGUGGUCAUCAACUAUGUGUGUCUGUUAAAAUCUGCCGAGGCAUCUUUGGUCAGCUCCCCCGAAGACCCCAGUGUGAAGGCACUGAUGCAGCACUCGGCCAACGUGUCUGCCAUCAUAGACAAACUAAUCCACUUAAUGACAACACUGUGCUACGAAUAA